AUGGUGCACGCCAAAUCCAAGAAGACCGCCGGGCUCGGCAAUGCCCUGAUGAACGAUCGCUUCGGUAAGAACCGCGGCAACGACAGGAAGAAGACCUCUGCCAUCACGAGAUACCUCACGAACGAGCGACAAGAGGCGUCAUGGGUCAAGAUGCGAUCGGUCACUGAGCAGGGCGCGCUCGACGAGUUCCUUGCGACAGCAGAGCUGGCGGGCACGGACUUCACCGCAGAGAAGAUGAACAACAUCAAGAUCAUCCAUACCGACCAGAAGAACCCGUAUUUGCUGUCCGGGGCAGAGGAGAGAGGCGUUCUCGCCAAACAGAAAGAUCACAAGGGACGCUUGACGCGCAAGAUGUGGGCCAAGUAUUUGAAGGAGAACGGCAUCGCUUACAGGUUCUUCUCCGCAAGUCUUGCGAAAGAGAUGCUCGAGGCGUUGGAGAUGGAGGAGUCUGACUCAGAUGAACCGGAGGCUAGCAGCAGCUCCCAGCCUGCGUCGAAAAAUGCCGCUGCUGACGAGGAAAGCGAUGAGGAGACCGACGAGGAGACUUCAGAGGAAGAGGGAGAUCAAGAUGAAGGCGGCGCAGGUACAUCACAGCAGGAAGUUGAAACUGAGGUUGACGACGAGGACACCCGAAUCUUGACACCCGGACACAAGCUGCAAAUCGGUCUUGUCGGAUAUCCCAACGUCGGAAAAUCGUCCACUAUUAACGCCUUGAUCGGCGCUAAGAAGGUGUCUGUUUCAUCAACACCAGGAAAGACGAAGCACUUCCAGACCAUUCACCUCAGCGAGAACGUCAUCUUGUGUGAUUGCCCUGGUCUCGUCUUCCCCAACUUCGCAAACACCAAGGCCGACCUGGUUUGCAACGGUGUCUUGCCCAUCGACCAGCUGCGAGAGUUCCAAGGGCCUGCCGGUCUCGUUACCCGCAGAAUCCCGAAGGCUUUCUUGGAGGCAGUUUACGGAAUCAACAUCAAGACCCGCGCUCUCGAAGAAGGAGGCAGCGGAAUCCCUACUGCGCACGAGUUGCUUGCCGCCUAUGCCAAGGCCAGAGGCUUCACGACCCAGGGACUGGGUCAGCCCGACGAGUCGAGAGCUUCUCGUUACAUCCUUAAAGAUUACGUCAACGGUAAGCUCCUUUACUGCGAGCCGCCGCCCGGAACCAUCGAUGGUCCCGAGUUCAACCAAGAGCUCUACGACGCAAGCCAUCUUCCAGAGAAGAGACGUCAAGCAGUCAACGCGUCUCUUGACACCAUGUCGUUCAUGGGCGAUGAUAUCUCAAUAGCCCCCUCCGACCUGGCAAUUCUUCCAGCGGGCCCGAAAUCCAAAAAGAUUGACAAGGGUUUCUUUGGCGCUGAAGGCACUGGCACCGGUCAUCUCAAGAUGCCUUUUGCCCACAAGUACUCAGAGCAGGGCCAGAAGCACUUGAGUGGAAGAAAGGCACGGGCGAUGAUUGCUCUGGAGAAUGGCGUCGACCCCAAGGAUGUCAAGCUUUCAUCAGGAAAGAAGCAUUUUAAGGGAAGCGCAAAGAGCAGGAAGGGCAAGAAGCCGGCCAACGAGGAUGAUGACUAG
Messenger RNA from Colletotrichum spaethianum, 1566 nucleotides. RefSeq names its product large subunit GTPase 1. The transcript has 4 exons. The coding region runs from base 1 to 1566 and encodes 521 amino acids. Gene Ontology annotation, cellular component: cytosol. The record is from RefSeq and is a predicted model, not a curated record. Lineage: Eukaryota; Fungi; Ascomycota; Sordariomycetes; Glomerellales; Glomerellaceae. Gene Ontology annotation, biological process: ribosomal subunit export from nucleus. Gene Ontology annotation, molecular function: GTPase activity; GTP binding.